Neodiprion fabricii is the source of this 4002-nucleotide messenger RNA. It is a transcript of the gene Usp20-33, whose product is annotated as ubiquitin carboxyl-terminal hydrolase 20. Lineage: Eukaryota; Metazoa; Arthropoda; Insecta; Hymenoptera; Diprionidae. The coding region runs from base 222 to 2981 and encodes 919 amino acids. Gene Ontology annotation, biological process: protein deubiquitination. The transcript is spliced from 4 exons. Gene Ontology annotation, molecular function: cysteine-type deubiquitinase activity; zinc ion binding. The record is from RefSeq and is a predicted model, not a curated record.
UAGAACUACUUAUCUCGAAUGACAAUCAUUUUCGUGGUCUAUCAUCGGAAGACUCGCGAUGGAUUAUGCAGGUUAGAAAACGGCGAAAAAUGUCAACAUGAAACAUCUCAUUGUAAAUUAGUAACGAAUUUGAUAUAACAGGCCAGAAAAAACUUAGAAAUAACUCACGAAUAUCUAUUCAAAGUUUCAUUUUCCCAUUUAAAACUCCGGGAAUAUCGCAAAUGCCUCUCGUCGCAAGAAAUUGUCCGCACAUAGCCAAGCAUGGGGAUCUGUCAAUCCUCGAAUCGUUGGCUACGCAAAAGGAGAAAUUCUUCAAGUGUAACGAUUGUGAUAAUGACGGGCCAAAUUUGUGGUUCUGUCUGUUUCCCAAUUGCAAGUGGAUUGGUUGUUCGACAACCCAUUUAGACCACAGCACGAUCCAUAAUACAAAAUUUCCAAACCACUGCGCCCAUAUGAACUUGUCAACCGAGAGGAUAUGGUGCUACUAUUGCGAGCACGAGGUCAUAGCAGUCCACAUACCGUCCCCUCUGCAGUCGCCAAAUCCGAGAGAGCCAAAAUCAAGCGGUAACAAAUUCUCCGGAGAUGCCUGUAUCGGUGUGACAUUAAAAUCGGAUAACUCGGAGCUGCAUCAGUCCUUGAUGAACAAAUUCGGCAGGUCUGGAGCAAACAGAAUAGACUGGGAAAAGGGUGUUCUCACCUAUGAAAAAUCUGGCGACUCUCCGGAUAGCACAGACUCUGAUGAUAGCAAGGACCUCGCAGUAAAACCAAAGGGCCUUGUCGGCUUGCAGAACAUUGGCAACACGUGUUACAUGAAUGCUGCGCUCCAAGCCUUGUCCAACGUUCCACCAUUGACUCAAUUUUUCUUGGAAUGUGAUCUGAUCAUCAAUUGCAUACUCAAAGAUCGCAAGUCCGGCCUGAGCUUGAGCUACCUUAAUCUGAUUAGUGAAAUGUGGAACAAAAAGACACGAGGAUAUGUUGUUCCUCAUGGUAUUUUAUAUUGGAUAAGAACAGUUCAUCCGAUGUUCAGAGGCUACCAUCAACACGACACACAGGAAUUCUUAAGAUGCUUUAUGGAUCAGUUGCACGAAGAACUAAAAGAACAUAUAGAGGAUGACAGAGAUCAUUUAUUGAGACUAAAGGGGUUUGAGGAACAUUCUUCGGACGAAGAAGACACAGAGAUUGAUGGAACCGGUUCUAGUCAAUCUGAUGCUGAAUACGAAACCUGUGACUCGGGAGUUAGUGAGCAAAGCUCGUUGAGUGACGAGGGAGAACGCGGGACCAAAAGGCGAUACUACAGGUUGUCCCAGUCAGAGAAAUUGAGAAGCAAGUUCAGCAAUAGCAGGAGCAUGAAGAAGUCGACUGGUGAUGAUUCCUUCUCUCAAAAUCAGAGAUCGACCCCGAGCUCACCGACCAAACAUCGUAACAAGAAACUAAUGAAAACUAGAAGUAUUAUCAGCGACAUAUUCGAUGGAAAACUUCUGAGUAAUGUACAGUGCUUAACUUGUGACAGAGUUUCCAGAAGGGUUGAAACUUUUCAAGACCUCUCUCUGCCCAUACCUAGCAGAGAUCACAUCGAUAUGUUGCAUCAAGGAUCGCUUACUCCACAAAAAGCUGGACCUUGCUCUGACGUAGUUUAUGUGACCAAUCAGUCGGGCUGGGUUUCCUGGUUUUGGCAAUGGAUGCGUUCCUGGUUUUGGGGGCCGGUUGUUAGCCUCCAUGAUUGCCUAUCUGCAUUUUUCAGCGCCGAUGAAUUAAAGGGUGACAAUAUGUACAGCUGUGAAAAGUGCAAUAAACUUCGUAACGGUAUAAAAUUUUCAAAGGUCUUGGAACUCCCUGAGGUUCUCUGUAUUCAUCUGAAGAGAUUUCGGCACGAACUAAUGUUUAGUUCAAAGAUUGCCAAUUACGUUUCAUUUCCUUUGGAAGGUUUAGAUAUGAGACCAUAUAUGCACAAGGAAUGCGUGUCACAAGUCACGACGUAUGAUUUGAUAUCUGUAAUUUGUCAUCACGGAACUGCCGGAGGUGGUCAUUACACAUGCUACGCUUUGAACACUGCUGUAAAUCAAUGGUUUGAAUUUGAUGAUCAAUGCGUUACUCAAAUGUCGCCGGAAACAGUUAAAAAUUGUGAAGCUUAUGUGUUGUUUUAUAAAAAAUCAUCACCUGAAAUGAAUCAGUUUAGAGAAAAAACUGUAGAAUUGAGAAAUGUAUCAGCCCUGGAGCUGUCGCAUUUGAAUUUCUUCGUAUCUCGUCAAUGGAUAAACAGGUUCAAUACAUUCUCGGAACCAGGACCCAUUGACAAUUCAGACUUCCUGUGUGCUCAUGGAGGUGUAAUUCCUGCCAGAGCACAAUUUGUUGAUAAAAUCAGUAGGCCAAUCCCACAAGAGGUGUGGGAGUAUCUCUACGACAAAUUUGGUGGUGGGCCAGCUUGCACGCAUCUUUACGAGUGCCCCAUUUGCGAGGAGAAACGUGAAUCAUUGCAAAAACGGAUGCGGUAUGAGAUGGAGGUCUUUCAACGAUUAAAUUACGGAGUGGAUAACCCACCAGCAAUAUAUGCAUUAGCCAUGGCUUGGUUACGCCAAUGGCGGAGCUUUGUUAGGGGAAAAGAGACACAACCGCCAGGACCCAUUGACAAUACCUCCAUUAUCAUAAAUAAGAAUGGUCAAAACCUCUUAAAAGCUGGUUCAGACUAUGCCCAGAUAUCAGAAGAACUUUGGCAAUUCUUCUUAAAUACUUAUGGCGGUGGCCCUGAAUUAAUGUUGCACUCGUGUCAACGGCCAGUAUCGACACAACCGAAUUCCUCCCAACAUUCCUCCUCUAAUCCAAACUUGAUUGACCAAAAUUCCAAAGCCAGUCGACAAGAUGUCAAGACAAUUAAAGUGAGUACAACCAGAAGUUCGGAAGUUGUGGCCCACCAAGAAAAUGCCGGAGAUUGUUUGAUGGCCGACUCUGACACCCAUCAAAUGCAAGGUGACGCAAAUUUCUAAAAAGUUGAAAGAUUUCCAGAAUUAUUUUUUCCACUAAAUUGUGAAAUUAGAAAUAUUUUUCAUACGAGUAAUUGUUCAAAAAUAUAGUCAGUAUAAUAAACACCAACCAACAAACUUUACUUAUUCACCUAUUUUAUCAAAGAUAUAUUGUACGGCGAAAUUCUUCAAAAUCAAAGUAUUCCAUUGAACUGCAGAUUCAAUCGGUUUGUUCGUAUUCAAACAAAAUACAAGAAUGUGAUGUUUUCAGAUUUCGUUUUUCAAUUUCCUUUUAGAUUUAAUGUUCUUUUAUAUUUCCAAUAUCUGGAAACUAUUCACCAAGCAUUACCAAUGAUACUAAGUACACAAAACGUUAGUAAAUAAAUAAUAAAACCAAGGAAUGAAAAAUUGUAUUUAUGCAUACUUUAAUUUAAGAGCAACAACUUCAAUCGCUACACGAGUGUAAUAUGUUAACGAGGAAAAUAAAUCAUAUUUUUUGUUCUGCUCGAAAAUAAGCUAACUACCAAAAUGUGUAAUAUUGUUAUACGUACAGAGGUACAGGCUAUUACCACCAUAAGUAUUUUUACUGUACCUCAUCUGUCAUUGAUCGCCAGUAGUACAAAUAUACAUUUGAUCAAUUUAUUCCUUUCUUUCUAUUCCCCAUGUAUCUAACACAUGAAGCACCGGCAAUUUUUUCACAAAACGCAAAGUCAUUCCUGGUUUGUGUGAAGUUGUGAAUGAAUUUUUAUUCAAAAUAAAAUCAUAAUUAUGCCUCGACGACCUCUCGAGACGCAAGUGAUAAUCAGUAAGGCUGAUCAAUGAAGGGAAGACAUUUUAUAGGCAGAAAAAACAUAGAGUUGAAAUCAGUUGAUUUUCAAAAUUAGUAAAAAUGUUAGGUUUUGCUUGAAUCUAAAGCCCCUUCUCGUAUUUUUUCAGAACCGAUUUUCGUAAUCAUAAAUAGAAAGUGUCAGAAAUUUUAGUCUAAUGUAUCUUACAAAAUUUUAUUUCACUCUGUGUAGUAAAUAAAUUAUUAUUAUCUCGAGAA